CAUGAAGCUGCCAUCAAACGAUAUCGAACCUCUCAAUCAACUAGAAUCGACUCCUUCGACGUUGCAUGACGAUUGGCUCGUGACUGGCGCAGCCGUGACUGGCUCGUGAGUGGCGCAUCGCACAGCCGUGUGAUCGGAAUCGUCAGGCCAUCCAUGUACCAUUAAUCUCCAUGAGACGCUUGGGCUACGUGUACCUCGUGUCAACAUGCUUGGGAGUUGCCUAUGGCAGCCGGCCCUCCGCUGCUUCACUGAGCCUUUCUCAUGAUGAAGUCAGUGGAGACAACGACACCCAACACAGGAAGCAGAACUUGGUGGACUUGAAAGAUCAGGAUGAACUUGAGAACCAAUCCAAAGAUGAAGAAGGGAGUCCGAACAAAGACGCGGAUCAUCGAAUCACUCAGCGCCCGUGGCAGAUUUUGGAAAAGCACAAGCACGUGCUCAUGGAUUUGCAAAAGCAUCCAGACUGUUUGCAAGUGCUGGUGAUGGGCAUGAAGACCAAUGACACAGAAUCCGACUUUCAGCUUACAGGCCUCAUCCAUGAGAUGAAGAGUCAUCGCGAGUGCACACCAGUGGUCAUGGAAGUGCUUGUCCGUGGAGCCGGUCAGCCUUUCUGGCUCAGCGAGCUCUUUAACGUACACCCUGAGAGCGUCCUGAUCUUUGAGGCAUUUGUAAUUUCCGUGCUGACCUACAUGAUCGUGGCGCACCUAAUCCGCUUCUUCGCGAAUCACAUCGCCAUGAACGUCAAGGAUCCCCUCGCGUGCGUGAACGACCCUGUACCAGGACCUCCUAGCCCCGUGUCGUGGAUCGUGGACAUUUGUUCCCACUGUCUCCCAUGCUUACGGCGGGUGCCGGGAUUGGACGGGGUCUCUACUGAUCCGGGCUCCAGCGGGGAGAACUUGAAGGAGAGCUGGAAGCCUCUGGAAGGCGCACAGCUCAAGCAGCUGCGGAGUGUCAUGAACAAAUCUCGCACACUCCAGGUGGCGGGUAUCGCAGAACAGCGGGUGAGUGGCACUUGGAAGUUGAUUGAGAUGGCCGCAGCGGCCCUGACCCCAAUUGGAAAUCGUCGCCAUUCUGCUGUCCUUUGUGACCACAGUAUGCCAAGUGGCACCCAAAAAUCGUUCCUCGGCGCUGCUGGACUAUCACGGUCGUUUGCGGCGCCUGGUCUUUGCAUAUUGGUCGCUGACGGAGGAGUUCGCACCGGAUCCCGAUGAUGAAAAGAACACCGAAGCAUUGACCAUGGGCGACAAGCUGUUUGAGGAUCGAAGGAAGACGUGCUUCAGCCACUUUGUGAUGCUUUGCAACCAGGUGACGCAGGAAGCUGAAGAUGAGUUGAGGGAAGUCUACAACGUGCCGGUGGUGCGAAAGUUGGAGAAGUUCCCUUGGAAGAAACUCGAAAACCCUGAAAAUCGUACCGGCAGCACAGGCACCAAAACAGACACUACAUAAGGGUCAGCCGAGCCAACAAAACGACGGUGGAUGCCGACAGGCGGUCAAAAGGGAGUGCGGCACCUUUCGUCCGCUUUCGUCAGUCAUGACAUGUGAGAGGAGACAAGUCCCAGAGUCACAGCAUGUCAGAAU
Durusdinium trenchii is the source of this 1578-nucleotide messenger RNA. NCBI's taxonomy places the organism in Eukaryota, Dinophyceae, Suessiales, Symbiodiniaceae. The record is from the annotation of a GenBank genome assembly.